This is a messenger RNA of Serpula lacrymans var. lacrymans S7.9, 5733 nucleotides long. Its product is annotated as glycosyltransferase family 2 protein. Gene Ontology annotation, molecular function: ATP binding; chitin synthase activity; cytoskeletal motor activity. The record is from RefSeq and is a predicted model, not a curated record. Gene Ontology annotation, cellular component: cell periphery; myosin complex; cell septum. The transcript has 10 exons. NCBI's taxonomy places the organism in Eukaryota, Fungi, Basidiomycota, Agaricomycetes, Boletales, Serpulaceae. Bases 1 to 5733 code for a protein of 1910 amino acids.
AUGAACAGGCAAUCCACAGGCAUGAGUCUCCAGAGGCUAGAAGGGGUCAACGACCUCUCUUCCCUCUCUCCAGUCUCAGACGAUAUCAUAGUGUCAUGUCUGCGCGAACGUUUCAUGUCAGACAACGUCUAUACCAGCAUAGGAUCAUCCGCUCUCGUCGCAAUCAACCCCCACAAAUACGUACCUUCAAACGCUGACUCAGUUCUCCAAAAAUACGCUGCUGAUUAUCGAGACACUUCAGAGCAUAGAGCUCCUCUCCCUCCCCAUAUCUUCCAGCUCGCAAAUAAUGCUUACUACCACAUGAGAAGAACUUCCCAGGAUCAGUCCAUAUUGCUAAGUGGUGAGACAGGUAGCGGAAAGUCUGAAAACAGGCGACUUGCUAUCAAGACCCUUCUCGAGCUCAGUGUGAGCAACCCAGGCAAGAAGGGCUCCAAACUCGCGGGCCAGGUUCCCGCGGCAGAGUUCGUCAUUGAAUCUUUCGGAAAUGCACGCACCCUCUUUAAUCCAAACGCCUCUCGCUUCGGUAAAUAUACCGAGCUCCAGUUCACCGACAAAGGUCGUCUAUGUGGUAUUAAGACCCUUGACUAUUAUCUUGAGCGCAAUCGCGUAGCGGGCGCACCGUCUGGCGAGCGUAAUUUCCAUAUAUUCUACUAUCUUGUCGCUGGAGCUACAGCUGAAGAAAGACAGCAUCUACAUCUUCUCGACAAAACCAACUACCGUUAUCUCGGCUCACGUGGCGCCAUUGCUCCUCGCCAGAAUGCUGUGCGAGAUGAUGAUGCCAAUCGUUUCGACCAGCUCAAGGUGGCACUCAAGUCCAUCGGUCUGUCCAAGCGCCAUGUUGCACAAACCUGUCAGCUUGUCGCUGCCAUCCUUCAUCUUGGCAAUUUAGAAUUCACGGUUGAUCGUUCUCGUAACGAAGAUGCUGCUGUGGUGCGGAACGUCGACAUAUUGGACGUAGUUUCAGAGUUCCUUGGAGUGCAGCCUUCAGCGUUGGAGGCGGCGUUGUCAUACAAGACUAAGAUGGUCAAGAAAGAGCUGUGUACCGUUUUCCUUGAUCCGGAUGGCGCAUCUGACAACAGAGAUGAUCUGGCCAAGACCCUUUACUCGUUACUAUUUGCUUGGCUCAACGAGCACAUUAACCAACGUCUAUGCAGAGAUGACUUCGAUACGUUCAUCGGACUCUUCGACUUGCCUGGUCCUCAGAACAUGACUAGCCGACCCAACUCGUUGGACCAAUUCUGCAUCAACUUCGCCAAUGAGCGCUUGCAAAGCUUCACGCAGAAACGUCUUUUUGAGAGCCACGUUGACGAGUACACCAAUGAAGGCAUCUCACGAUUUGUGCCUACGGUGCCGUACUUUGACAAUUCAGAGUGUGUGCGCCUGUUGCAGAACAAGCCCGGUGGUCUCAUCCACAUCAUGGACGACCAAGCGCGUCGGGCGCACAAGAAGACGGACCACAGUAUGGUCGAAGCAUUUGGGAAGCGAUGGGGCAAUCAUUCAUCGUUCAAGAUGGGCUCAUUGGACCGUGCCGGUUUCCCCACUUUCACUGUCAACCACUUCAAUGGCCCUAUCACUUACUCUGCAGAAGGCUUCUUGGAGCGUAACUUGGAUGCUCUGAACCCGGAUUUCGUCUCUUUGUUGCGUGGCGCGACCAAUGUUUCUGAUGGGACGGAGGGUUCUGGAUCUAUUAACCCAUUCGUAAAAGGUAUUUUCUCGGGCAAAGCCAUCGCCACCCAGGCACACCCCAAGAACGAGGACACGAUUGUGUCAGCACAACAACCUAUCAAACCUAUGCGGGCUCCGUCGAUGCGCAGAAAAGGCACCGUGAAGCGCAUGCCUACGUUACGUGAGGGAGAUGGUGAUGAAAGGGACCGUGAUGAUGAAGAAACAUCUGGUGGUGCGCCAUGCGUUGCGGGCGAGUUCCGUGCGGCGCUAGAUACGCUCUUCGAUACUGUCGCCGAGACUCAAGCGUGGUAUGUAUUCUGUGUGAACCCCAAUGACUCUCAGCUGCCGAAUCAGCUUGAGGGCCGCUCUGUCAAGGGACAGGUUCGUAGUGCGGGUUUGUCGGAAAUUGCGAGAAGAAAUGUGAAUGUGUUUGAGGUUGGUAUGACGCCGGAGGAGUUCUGCGAUCGUUACAAGGAACCUAUGGGCGCUAUGGGCAUUAUGUCUAGUGACCCACGGGAGCGAGUUGAGCAAUGUCGAUCGCCACUUGGUGUUAGUGAGCGAGAUGUGGUCCUUGGUAACUUCAAGGUCUUCUUGUCUGGAGUUGCCUUCCACAAACUUGAAGAUCAGCUUCGCUCUCGGGACGUCGAAGAACAGAAGCGCAACCGCCUUCGUGAUGCUGAGGCUGAGGCCGGACUUGACCCACGAGGAUUGAGCGACCCAUAUGCUCCUUACUCUUCACCUGACGCUCACGGAGACGAUUCACCUUACUUUGGGGACGGCUUCCAACAAUCCAAGGAGGGACUUCCUCUCGUUGCCAAUGCUUCACCUUUCCAACGCGCUGACAUGUAUGACGACGAUUAUGAAGAACGUAAAUCCUUCCGCAGCGAAGACUUCGAUGGUCGCAGCAGACUCACUAGUAAUCGCGACGACUCCGUCUCUAACUUUGGCACGGAAUCCUAUGCCCCAUCACGCAAUAUGUUCCAGAACUUGGACAAGCAAGGACUGAUGGAUAAGGAACCGCUGCCUGGUGAAAUACAGGAAGGCGAGACCGCUGAAGUAGUGAAAGAGUCGUCUGCGAGGAGAAAAUGGGUUAUGUUGUGUUGGAUGCUUACUUGGUGGGUUCCGUCGCCAUUCUUAAAGUGGUUCGGACGCAUGAAGCGCGAGGACGUGCGCCAAGCGUGGAGAGAAAAGCUUGCGCUUAACAUUAUCAUUUGGUUUGUCUGUGGAUGUGCGGUAUUCGUCAUCGCUGUGCUCGGUCUUAUCAUAUGUCCGAGGGAAUACGUUUUCAGCGCUUCAGAACUUGAAUCCCACUCUUACCAGAACUCACCUAACAACGUCUACACUUCUAUCCGCGGCGAGGUAUUCGAUCUCACGGAGGUUGCAUCCACACAUCAAACUGUUGUCAGUGUCGUAUCUGAGAAAUCGGUCUUACAGUACGGUGGUGUCGCAGCUGAUAAUAUCUUCCCCGUUCAAGUCAGCGCAUUGUGUAACGGUGUUAGUGGUACUGUUAGUCCAUGGGUCAUCCUCGAUUCCAGCAACGACACCGACCCCAACUCUCAAUAUCAUGAUUUCCGUGCCUGGACUAACGAUUCCCGCCCUGACUGGUACUUUGAAAGUAUGACCAUGAUGCGUUGGAAAAACCGAGUCGGAUAUAGUGGCUACACUCCCCAGGAAAUCGGUAACCUCGCAAGCUCGGGCAAGUCGAUAGGUAUUUACAACAACCUCAUCUACGACUUGACUUCGUAUGUCAAUAACGGUCCCGCAAUACACCCUCCUAAUGGCGAAAACGCACCUGCUGAUACGGACAGAUUCUUCAUGGACGGUUCCGUUGUCGAUCUCUUUAAAUACAAUUCAGGUCAAGAUCUCACGAAGCAACUGGACAACCUCAACAUCGAUAGCGCCGUUUUAGAACGUCAAAAAGUCUGUUUGCGCAACUUGUUUUUGAUGGGCAUGGUGGACCACCGUGAAUCUGCUCAAUGUCAAUUCUCAUCGUAUCUCCUCCUCGCCCUUUCCGCUGUCAUGGUCGCCAUCAUCGCGUUCAAAUUCAUAGCAUCUCUCAAUUUCGGUUCUCCUCGUGCGCCUGAAGACCACGACAAGUUUGUUAUCUGUCAGGUUCCUUGCUAUACGGAAGGCGAAGGAUCCCUGCGCAAAACUAUUGACUCGCUGGCGCAGCUCAAAUAUGACGAUAAGAGGAAGCUUCUGCUUGUCAUUUGUGAUGGUAAUAUCGUUGGUUCCGGAAACGACCGUCCCACUCCUCGCAUCGUCCUCGAUAUUUUGGGUGCAGAUCCUAACUUGGAUCCCGAGCCUCUGAGUUUCCUUUCUCUCGGUGAAGGAUCUAGACAGCACAACAUGGGUAAAGUGUACUCUGGGCUCUAUGAAUGCGCUGGACACGUUGUUCCCUACCUCGUCGUUGUCAAAGUUGGCAAGCCAACAGAGCGUUCACGUCCAGGCAAUCGUGGUAAGCGUGACUCGCAGAUAGUAAUCAUGCAUUUCCUCAACAAGGUCCAUUUCAACUCGCCCAUGAACCCGAUGGAACUGGAGAUGUACCACCAGAUCAAAAACGUCAUUGGAGUGAACCCUACUUUCUACGAGUAUCUUUUCACUGUCGAUGCCGAUACAACGGUGGAACCUCUUUCCGUCAACCGUUUGAUUUCUGCGAUGAUUCACGACAAGAAGGUUCUCGGUGUUUGUGGAGAGACGGAGCUUACUAACGCCAAGCAAUCUAUCAUCACUAUGAUGCAGGUGUAUGAAUACUUCAUUUCUCAUCAUAUGGCGAAAGCGUUCGAGAGUCUUUUUGGUUCCGUCACUUGUCUUCCCGGUUGUUUCACGCUCUACCGUCUUAGGACGCCCGAUACACACAAGCCUCUCUUGAUCUCGAAUCAAAUGGUCCAAGACUAUUCUGAAAAUCGUGUCGACACUCUGCAUAUGAAGAACUUGUUGCAUUUGGGAGAAGAUCGUUAUCUCACUACGCUCUUACUCAAACAUUACCCAAUGCAUAAGACUCAGAUGAUCCGUGAUGCACAUGCGUACACUGUAGCCCCCGAUGAUUGGAAGAUCUUGCUUUCCCAGCGUCGUCGAUGGAUCAACUCUACAGUCCACAACCUUGGAGAGCUGAUCUUCUUGGAGCAACUGUGUGGAUUCUGUUGUUUCUCUAUGCGUUUCAUCGUUAUGAUGGAUUUGCUGUCAACUUUGACGCAGCCUGUUACGGUCGCAUAUAUCGUUUAUCUCGUCGUCUCAGUCGUUGGUGAAGGAAACACCAUCCCUACCAUUUCUCUCAUCAUGAUUGGUGCUAUUUACGGUUUACAAGCGUUAGUCUUCAUUCUGCGUCGCAAAUGGGACAUGGUGGGAUGGAUGUUUUUCUACAUCUUGGCCAUUCCGAUCUUCUCCUUCAUCCUCCCGCUUUAUUCGUUCUGGAAGAUGGACGACUUCUCGUGGGGUGCUACCCGUGUGGUGUUGGGUGAGUCUGGUAAAAAGAUAAUCGUGCAUGACGAAGGCAAAUUCGACCCACGCGUCAUUCCUUUGAAGUCCUGGAGUGAUUAUGAAAAUGAGCUCUGGGAUAAGGAGUCCAAUCACAGCAUCGGUUCGUGGGUGCCUCCAACGAAAUUACAGAAUGAGGGAUAUGCCGAGUCACGCACUGCUUCCUUGUACGGCCGCGAGACCCACUACGAUCCACGAAGCUACUCACCGGCGCCUUCGCAAUUCGGGGGAAUGAUGCCCCCGCCUGGGUAUCAAUCUGGCCGCAAUACACCGCUCUCGAUGUCUCAAAUGCGACCAAUGAGCGAUGUUGGCAUGCUUUACCAGCCUAUGCCAUCAAGGCCUGUGACCAACUACCUUGAUAUGCCAAUACCGACGACGCGCAGCCCUGAAAAUAUGGAUAUGGGUUAUAAUGGCCCAACGGACGCUGAUCUGGAUCAUGCAGUACAAGAAUUUAUUCGCGCCGCCGACUUGAACUCUGUGACGAAGCGUGAAGUACGCAGGCAGCUUGAAGAACACUUUGGGAUGGAUUUGACAUCGAGAAAAGCUACAAUUAAUGCUUCGAUAGACCGGGUUCUACUCAGUCACGCUUAA